AUGUCCGAUAAUAUUAUCUCUUCACUUGAUCUUGAACUUAUGGAUUGCGUUGUCUGCGGCGAACCUUUAACUCCUCACAUUAUUCAGUGUGAGAAUGGACACAUAACUUGCAACACGUGCUCUGCCAAAUUUGGAAAAUGUCAUUCUCGCACUUUGCCUAUCGGAUCAAUGCGAUGUCAGGCAAUGGAAGUAGUGGUGGAGUCUUUAAAAGUUUUUUGCCAAAACAAAAUUUAUGGAUGCAAAGAAAGUUUUAGUUACGACGGAAAGACAAAGCACGAAAAGUAUUGUUCUUUUAUAGCGUGUUCAUGCCCGCUUUUAGAUUGCAAUGUCAAGGGCUCAUCCGAAAUGAUUUAUGGUCACUGUAAAGAGAUGCAUAAAGAUUCAUUUACACCAUUUUUUCAUCGUAAAUUUGUUGUUUCAUUCUUCUACCCAGAAUGUUCAAGACGCAACAAUUAUUACCGUUCAUUAACAGGGUUCGUUCUUGAUAGUAGUGAUCGUGAUUUUUUGCUGACGGUUUGA
Mercurialis annua (annual mercury) is the source of this 519-nucleotide messenger RNA. Its product is annotated as E3 ubiquitin-protein ligase SINA-like 10. Gene Ontology annotation, molecular function: zinc ion binding. The record is from RefSeq and is a predicted model, not a curated record. The transcript has 3 exons. The coding region runs from base 1 to 519 and encodes 172 amino acids. NCBI's taxonomy places the organism in Eukaryota, Viridiplantae, Streptophyta, Magnoliopsida, Malpighiales, Euphorbiaceae.